Molecule: messenger RNA, 696 nt
Organism: Liolophura sinensis
Lineage: Eukaryota; Metazoa; Mollusca; Polyplacophora; Chitonida; Chitonidae
Product: methyltransferase-like protein 27
Exons: 5
Coding region: 13-696 (227 amino acids)
Molecular function (GO): S-adenosylmethionine-dependent methyltransferase activity
Source: RefSeq, a predicted model, not a curated record
GUGACAUAGAAGAUGUCAGAGUUGGAAAAGGAAAGCUGCGCCAAACGGCUUAAAGAUUACGAGGUGAAAUUUAUCGGCCAAGACCGGAAUGGUAUCGCUAACCUAUAUGAUACCUGGAGUGCCACCACAUAUGAGAAGGACAUUGAUGCUGUGGAUCACCGGGGCAGGUUUGUUAUGAGCGAGAAGUUGGCACGUGUCUUUCAAGGCGACAAAGAGUGUGCCCGGAUACUCGACGUUGGGGCUGGUUCUGGAAUGCUCGCAGAAGAGCUUUUGAAUAAAGGCUUCAAACUGAUAGAUGCAUUGGACGGAUCACAAGGAAUGCUGGAAUUGGCCAAGUCCAAAGGAUUUUACCAGAAUUAUUUCUGCAACUUUAUAGAAGAAACCCAGGGAAUAAUAGAAGAUGAGACGUACGACAUUGUCUGCUCUCUUGGUGUCAUAGGACCCGGACAUUUAGAAUCGGCGGCUCUGGGGCAAAUGUUCCGAGUCACCAAGCCAGGAGGCCUGAUAUGUAUUUCCGGUGUCAAAGAACGAUGGGACGGUGACCCAGAAUAUCACCAGCGCAUGCGCAGUGUGAUAGCGGAACUAGAAGCGUCAAAAAAGUUGAAAAUGUUAGACGACUCUACAGUAAUCCAGUACUAUUUCUAUCAAUACUGGCAUCAUGGCGUUUUAUUACUCAUGCAGAAAAUAAAUAGUUAA